AUGGCGAGAACGGUGAUGCGAGCCGUCGCGCUGGCCUCAAGGUUGCCGGCUAGCCGGAGGGCGACGGUCGUCGUCUCACAUUGGCAUUCCCCGCCGCCAGCCCCCGCCGACGUUGCUUCUGUGCCGCUGUGUCCCCAUACCUUCAUUCCCGGGAUGAUAUCCGCGGCGGUACAAAGGCGGACGUUUCAUGCGCGCCCUCGGGGCACGCUUUUCCCUGCGGAGAUCCGAGGAUUGAUUUCGUCGCUGAGGAGGUUCCGCAAGUUCAGACGCCGGCAGGCUGCCAGGAAGCGCGCGGUGCCUGAAGAGAGGGAGUUGGAGCUCAGCGUUAAAGUCUGCAUUGAGGAGGGGAUGCCCCACGAUUCCGAAGUUCUGGUAGUUCUUCUGAUGCAUUACGUAAAUUUAUCGUGAUUAUGAUGUUUUGUUGUAGCAUAUGAAGACGAUAUUCAAUCCCCUUUGUAGAUGAGUACUGCAAAGGUAACACCACUUUUAGGUCCCCUAAACUGCUUCAGAAUGUGUAGUUGCCGGCGAAAGAAUCCUCUGCGUCUCUGAUGAAACCUCUGAUUUUAAUGCGCUAUGUAGUCUUUUAGUGAAGAUAAACAGCUGGUAUUGUAUGGUGUUCUCUUCUUGAAGUGAACCUCUGAGAGUUUUCCCUCUUUCGCCAGUAAUACGGUCUCAUAUUAUGCGCAGAACAUUGCAGAAAUGCUUAGACUGAAUGUCGCGAUGGCAGCGAAAAUUGCAUUUAAUGGACUCCAAGGUUCAACCUAUAAAACACGGGAGACGUUUAUCAAUGAUGUUGGAAUAUACGAAAAGGUUGAAUUAUAUAUAUUGCUCUGCAAUGACGAUUUUAUUCGGAAACUCAGCAAGGAAUGGAGAGAUGAAGGCCAGGCUACGGAUGUGCUUUCAAUGUCGCGGCACAUUCCUGAACUGGAUCUUCCCAUUGUGAGUUGAUCAUCCAGAUGUAACAUGGUCUCUGUUAUUUCUCUGGUUAUGUUUCUUCACCUUCGUUCUGACAUCUUUCAAAUUUUCACAGUUAAUGUUAGGAGAUAUAGUUGUUUCAGUUGAGACUGCUGCAAGGCAAGCAGAAGAAAGAGGUUACACACUUCUUGAUGAGAUUCGCAUCCUCGUGGUUUGUGUCAACCUUUUCUUCCCCCAGUGCUCUUUGAGAUUUUAAAAGAAGCAUUUGUCACAGGAGAUUUUCGUUUUUAAUGGCACAUGAACGUAGAUGAAUAAAAUGUCAGCUGUAGCCUAGGUUGGAUUAAUGUGGUCCGUGGAUUCGUACGAAUUAGAUAAUUCAAUAAAUACAUGUCAUUUUGUUGGAAAAAAAGUCAAAUUGUUGCCGCAGGUUUUCAUUUUUUACGAUUCUUGGAUCCAACCAAAAAGCAUCCAAUAUCUUGCUGAAAUCUGAAAAGUAUAUUGUCUGUAUAAUUUUCCAGGUCCAUGGUCUGUUGCAUCUCUUAGGAUUUGAUGAUAAAAUCAGCAAUGAAGCUAAAAUGGAAAUGGAGAGGGAGGAGGAGCUUGUUUUGGGGAGUCUUGGUUGGAGAAGAAAGGUACCUAUCAGGAGUUCUACUCGUGUAGCAACUGAUGAGGACCCUGGGGAAAAUAAUUUAAAUGGUAAUUUCCUUGAUGUCUUUUUUCUUCACGAGGCAUUUUCACCAUUACGUUGCUUAUUUAUACUAGUAAAACCUUUUCUCUUUGGAUCUUAUUUCUUAUUCUAUUUUGAUUCAUAAUUUUUUAUAGAAACAUUGGCAGUUUGAGAAUGUUUGUAGGUGCGGUUAUAAAAGAUGUCAAGAGGCUGCGUUUUUACAGGCCUAAAUUUCGAUAUUUAUUUUGUGACUUGGAUGGUGAGCUAUUUACACUUUUGAGGAAUUCCUUCCAUCAAACUUUCCGGAUGUGUGUUGCCCUGGUAAAAUAGCUUUCUCUUGGACAGGCGCUCUUCUAAACAGCGGAAAUCAAAUUUCUUCGAGAAAUGCAGAAGCUCUUAGGGAAACAAUUUCAAGGGGCGUAAAGGUGGUGAUUGCAACCGGAAAAGUGAGUACUGUUGUUCCUUUAUUUACUUAUUUAUUUUUCUGCUGGCUUGUUCAUGUGCCUAUCUAUGCUUAUUAUUUUGAUACUUUCUACUUCUCUCAACAGUGUCGGGUCUUUACAAGAACUGAUAAAAAUCAUUUUCUGCUAAUGGCAGUCACGUCAAGCCGCUAUUCGUGUUUUGAAGAUGGCUGAUCUGGCUGGUAAAGAUGGUAUUGUGUCCAAAACUUCACCAGGUGUCUUCUUGCAGGUUUUUCCUGUCAUGUUUUUCUUGGAAACGUUUUUCAUUUUCUAACAUAAUAUUCUUCCAUUUAUUAUUUUCGGAAAUUUUGUCCUGAUUAGAUUUCAUCUCGGUACUCCCUAGUGUUCGUUUUAAUUUAAUUCCACUAUGUCAAUCUAUGGUUGUUACUGAAAGAUAAUCCACAAUGACGGAAUGGGGCUAUUACGUGUAAUCACUUGGGCAAGGUUUGCCGAGGUCUAUUUAUUUGACUUAUUGUGAAAGAAUUUGUCUAUACGACGUAACAGAUUCCUAACACGUUGUUCCGCUACCCAUUCGCAGCAAUGUUUAUGAUUUAACUUUUUUAUUUAAGUUGGGGAGUUCUCAUUUGGAUCUUUUCCCCUUCGUGCCUCACUAAUUUUCUUCUCUUGAUCCCAAAUAUAUGGGCUAUUGUCUCACUAACCAUGACCAUUUUACGAGAUGUUUUUUUUUUUUUAAUUUCUUCAGUUGAUCUCAUCAUAGUAACUCAUCGUUUAGAGGCGCUUUUGACUUUUUCUUACAUGCUUGCCCCGCUCUGCUCAAGUGCCACAUCUGGACGCAGGCAGGGAACUUGGUUCCUAAGGCGGCAAUCAGUUUAUCCAAUAGAUAGACAACAUGAUAUUGUGUCAGCGUUUCCACUGAUAUUUGCAGUGGGGUGGAUAUCAGACAAUGGAUCAAAUACAUGCGUUUUCAACUGUCUUUAUUGGCAACAACAUAGUUUUCCAACUUAAUAAAUUUUCAUUUUGACUUUUAUGCCUAAUUUACCAGCAUAAUUAUGUGGAAUCUACAUCAGCGUGACUUAUCGUUCUGAUCAUUUAUUGCAUUUACUCAUCCUCCAAGUCAUCUUUCAAUUUCAGGGUGCCCUUGUUUAUGGGAGACAGGGCCGAGAGAUUUAUAGAAGGACCUUAGACCCAAAUGUCUGCCGAGAGGUAAAUGAACACUUCUCUUUACUGUUGAGAUGAUACUUUUCUCAAGGUCAACGGUGAUCACCGACGUUCUGAUCUCCCCGUUGACCUCUUAGCAAAAACAUCAUUUUCUUUCAGCUUGUUGGUUUCCUUUUAUGGUAACCUUUUGGUUUUUUUUUUGGGGGGGGGCGGGGGGGACUCGAGCAUAUCAAUUAGAAAGUAAAGGCCCAUUAGUGAAAUCUCGAUUAAAGAGUAUCCAUUUCAUGAUAAUAACGCUACCAGUGCAGAAGAUUCUGCUCUUAUCUGUCAAUUCCUCUGCUCAUUUUGUGAUGUUUACGUGUAAUGUUAUUUUAACAGGCCCUGUUGUACUCUUUGGAACACGAGAUUCCCCUGGUAGCUUUUAGCCAGGAUCGAUGUUUGACUCUGGUUGACCAUCCUUCCGUCAAGUCGCUGCAUUCCGUGUAUCACGAACCAGAGGUAUCAGUUUAUUACCAUUCGCUCCUCCCUUUAUUACCAGCUUUCAUGUCGGAUGUUCCAACGUCCUGUACCGUUGACUAUCUUGUGUAGGCAGAGGUCAUCCCUUCAGUCGAGCAUCUUCUCUCCGUCGCUGAUAUACAGGUAAUUUGAACUCCAUCAGAAUCUUAACGAGGUAACUAAAAUGUUUCGGAUUUCCAUGAACGGAAGUUAAUCCUUUUUUAGAUGUCGGCGUGCUGAAUCAUAAUGUGUCAGACCGCGAUGAUCAGAAGUUACUUUAUCUAGGCGUAUUUCCAGAAGUCAAUCCCUUGUCAGAUCUUAGUGGUUGGGUUGAUUAAAGUCAAUGGAACUUGCCGUAUUUAUCCAAUUGCCAUGAAUAAAAGUUACUCCGGAUGGCGGUAUUUGGUUAUAGAAUUCAACGAGCUAAGUCAAAAAUAUUUGAGAUUGCCAUGAACAGAACUUCUGAUCUUACUGAGCUGGUUGAAAUGUAUGAGACUUGCCAUGAACAGAACUUUCUCGUACUGGUCAAAUUUGCAGAAGAUGGUAUUCCUCCGAGAGGAUGAUGAAAUCUCCGCUGUUUUGCGGCCGCAUUGGCUGGAAGCUGCAGGAGGGCGGGCAAGCGUUGUUCAUGCUCAGCCAGAGAUGCUUGAGAUUGUUCCUCCAGGGGCAUCCAAGGGCUGUGGCGUGCAGACCUUGCUGGACCAUCUGAAUAUCAGUGCGAAAGAGGUAACGGUUGCCCUUCUCAUCAUAUCUAUCUCUCUCUCUCUCUCUCGCUGGGGGCGGCAUAAUGAAAAGGGGGAGCUUGUCUUUACCUCCGUUGAGCAGGUCAUGGCGAUCGGCGACGGCGAGAACGACGCGGAGAUGCUGCAGCUGGCCUCGCUUGGGGUGGCCCUCGGAAACGGGGCCGCCGACGCCAUCCGACCCAGCAACGACCACGACGGCGUGGCAGACGCCAUAUACCGCUACGCCUUCUGA
Molecule: messenger RNA, 4632 nt
Organism: Spirodela intermedia
Lineage: Eukaryota; Viridiplantae; Streptophyta; Magnoliopsida; Alismatales; Araceae
Source: the annotation of a GenBank genome assembly